CCGGCUCUUGCGCUGCGGGACGGGACGGGCCCUCUGCGCGCGGGAGCGGGACCUCGCGGGCAAUGGAGCACGCGGCGGCUCCGGACCGCCUGUGAGCGGCGCCGAGGGGCGGCGCGCGAUGCCUUCCCCGGCGGGGCGCGCGGGGGCCCUGGCCUGGCUGCUGCCCCUGGUCCUCGCCGCUCCCACCGCCGCCUGGCCGUCGGACCCCCUCCCGCUGCAGCCCAGCAUGCCCCAUGUGUGUGCUGAGCAGCAGCUGACCCUGGUGGGGCACCGCCAACCCUGUGUGCGAGCCUUGAGCCGAGUGGUGCCCAUGUGGAAGCCGGGAUGCAGGCAGCAGGUGUGGUGCCUGGGCCACGAGCGCAGAACUGUCUACUACACGAGCUACCGGCAGGUGUAUGCCACAGAGGCCCAUACCGUGCUCAGGUGCUGCCCAGGGUGGAGCCAGCUGCCUGGCCAGGAGGGCUGCCUGUCUGAUGUGGAUGAAUGCCGAGCACACAACGGUGGCUGCCAGCACCGAUGCGUGAACACGCCUGGCUCCUACUUCUGCGCCUGCAAGCCCGGCUUCCGGCUGCACUCGGACGGCAGGACCUGCCUGGCCGUCAACUCCUGCACCCUGGGCAACGGCGGCUGCCAGCACCAGUGUGUGCAGCUCACGACCUCACGGCACCGCUGCCAGUGCCAGCCCGGGUUCCGGCUCCAGGAGGAUGGCAGGCGCUGUGUCCGGAGAAGCCCAUGUGCGGAGGGGAAUGGCGGCUGCAUGCACACAUGCCAGGAGCUCCAGGGCCUGGUCCAGUGUGGAUGCCACACGGGCUUCCGGCUGGCUGCAGACCGCAAAGCCUGCGAAGACGUGGACGAGUGUGCCACAGGCCUGGCCCAAUGUGCCCACGGCUGCCUCAACACGCAGGGCUCUUUCAAGUGUGUGUGCCAUGCGGGCUUUGAGCUGGGUGCUGACUUCCGGCAGUGCUACCGCAUCGAGAUGGAGAUUGUGAACAGCUGCGAGGCCCACAACGGCGGCUGCUCCCAUGGCUGCAGGCACAGCAGUGCGGGGCCCCUGUGCACCUGCCCCCAGGGCUACCAGCUGGACCGAGACCAGAAGACCUGCGUGGACGUGGACGACUGUGCCGACGCCCCGUGCUGCCAGCAGGUGUGCGCCAACACCCCUGGGGGGUACGAGUGUGGCUGCUACGCCGGCUACCGGCUACGCACUGAUGGCUGCAGCUGUGAGGACGUGGACGAAUGCGCCUCCAGCCGAGGCAGCUGCGAGCACCACUGCACCAACCUGGCCGGCUCCUUUCAGUGCUCCUGCGAGGCUGGCUACCGACUGGACGAGGACCGCAGGGGCUGCACCCCUCUGGAGGAGACUGUGGUGGAUCCGGACGGGCAGCUGCCCUUUGAGCGGCCCCUGCCCCACAUCGCGGUGCUGCAGGACGAGCUACCGCAGCUCUUCCCGGCGGACCCUGGGGCCGAGGAGGAGGCAGAGUUGAGGGGAGAAUUCACGCUCACAGAGAAGUUUGUCUGCUUGGAUGACUCCUUCGGCCACGACUGCAGCUUGACCUGUGACGACUGCAGGAACGGCGGGACCUGCCUUCCAGGCCUAGAGGGCUGCGACUGCCCGGAAGGCUGGACCGGGCUCGUCUGCAAUGAGACUUGUCCGCCAGACACCUUCGGGAAGAACUGCAGCUCCCCCUGCAGCUGCCAGAACGGUGGGACCUGCGACCCGGUGACCGGGACCUGCCGCUGCCCCCCGGGCGUCAGCGGGGCCCACUGUGAGGACGGUUGCCCCAAGGGCUUCUAUGGCAAACACUGUCGCAAGAAAUGCCACUGUGCCAACCGGGGCCGCUGCCACCGCCUCUACGGGGCCUGCCUCUGCGACCCAGGGCUCUACGGCCGCUUCUGCCAUCUCGCCUGCCCGUCCUGGGCCUUUGGGCCGGGCUGCUCAGAGGAGUGCCGCUGCGAGCAGCCCCACACCCAGUCCUGCGACCGGAGGGAUGGCAGCUGCUUCUGCAAGGCCGGCUUUCGGGGCGACCGGUGCCAGGCAGAGUGCGAGCCAGGCUUCUUCGGGCCCGGGUGCCAGCGCAUGUGCACCUGCCUGCCGGGAGUGGCCUGCGACCCCGUGAGCGGCGAGUGUCAGGACCAGUGUCCCCCGGGCUACCAGGGGCCCGACUGUGUCCAAGAGUGCCCGGCGGGGACAUUUGGCGGGAACUGCUCCGGGUCCUGCUCCUGUGGGCAGGCCCCCUGCCACCGGGUCACGGGCCAGUGCCUGUGCCCGCCAGGGAAGACCGGGGAGGACUGUGGGGCAGGCUGUCCUGAGGGCCACUGGGGGCUGGGCUGCCAGGAGAUCUGCCCCGUGUGUGACCAUGGUGGCCGCUGUGACCCCGAGACCGGAGCCUGCCUGUGUCUCCCCGGCUUUGUCGGCCGCCGCUGCCAGGAUGCUUGUCCAGCAGGCUGGUUUGGGCCUAGCUGCCAGAUGAGGUGCUCUUGUGCCAAUGAUGGGCACUGCCACCCAGCAACUGGACAAUGCAGCUGUGCCCCCGGGUGGACCGGCCUCAGCUGCCAGAGAGCCUGUGACAGUGGGCACUGGGGACCCGACUGCAGCCACCCCUGCAACUGCAGCGCAGGCCACGGGAGCUGUGACGCCACCAGUGGGCUAUGCCUGUGCGAGGCUGGCUACAAGGGCCCUUGGUGUGAGCAGCAGUGUCCCCAGGGCUACUUCGGGCCCAGCUGUGGGCGGCGAUGCCAGUGUGAGCACGGGGCGGCUUGUGACCACGUCAGUGGGGCCUGCACCUGCCCGCCCGGCUGGAGGGGCAGCUUCUGUGAGCUCGCCUGCCCGGCCGGCUUCUUCGGAGUGGACUGCCACCGCGCCUGCGACUGCUCUGCCGGGGCCGCCUGCGAUGCUGUGACGGGCUCCUGCGUCUGCCCAGCCGGCCGCUGGGGACCCCGCUGUGCCCAGACCUGCCCAGUCCUCACCUACGGCCUCAACUGUAGCCAGGCCUGCGCCUGCUCCAACGGGGCCUCCUGUGACCCUGUCCAUGGGCAGUGCCACUGUGCACCUGGCUGGAUGGGGCCUGCCUGUCUUCAGGCCUGCCCUGCCGGCCUAUACGGCCAGAAUUGUCAGCACUUCUGCCUCUGCCGGAACAAAGGGAGCUGUGACGCUGCCACCGGCCGCUGUGCGUGCCCGGAGGGCUGGACCGGGCUGGCCUGUGAGGACGAGUGCCUCCCGGGAUUCUACGGGGCCGGCUGCCGGCUGAGCUGCAGCUGCCUCCAUGGGGGCCUCUGUGACCCGCACACGGGCCGCUGCCUGUGCCCGGCUGGCUGGACCGGGGACAAGUGCCAGAGCCCCUGUGCCGAGGGCACCUUUGGGACCCACUGCGAGGAGCGCUGUGCCUGCCGGCGGGGAGCCACAUGCCACCAUGUCACGGGGGCCUGCCACUGUCCCCCCGGGUGGAGGGGCUCACGGUGCGAGGAUGCCUGCCAGCGAGGCUGGUUUGGAGAUGCCUGUGCCCGGCGCUGCCGCUGCCCGCCGGGGGCCUCCUGCCACCACGUCACGGGGGCCUGCCGCUGUCCGCCUGGCCUCACCGGGCCUCGCUGCGAGCAGGCCUGCCCUCCUGGCACCUUCGGAGAGGGCUGUGGGCAGCUGUGCCAGUGUCCGGGCCAGAACUGGAUCUGUCACCCGGCCACGGGGGCCUGCACCUGUGCUGCCGGCUACCACGGCCCCGCCUGCCUGGAACGAUGCCCGCCGGGGCGCUACGGGCCGGGCUGCGAGCAGCUAUGCAGGUGCCUCAACCGGGGCUCCUGCGAUGUGGCCACAGGGGCCUGCCACUGCCCCGCCGGCUUCCUCGGGCCUGACUGCAGCCUCUCCUGUCCACAGGGCCGCUUCGGCCCCGACUGUGCCCGCGUGUGCAGAUGUGGACAGGGGGCAGCCUGUGAGCCCGUGACCGGCACCUGUGCCUGCCCUCCCGGGAGGACCGGCGUCCACUGUGAGGACGGCUGCGCCCCGGGCUGGUUCGGCAUGGGCUGCGAGCACCAGUGCGCCUGCAGGAACGGAGGCCUGUGCCACGCUGCCACGGGCAGCUGCUCCUGCGGCCUGGGCUGGACGGGGCCACACUGUGAGCAGGCCUGUCCCCCGGGGCGCUAUGGGGCCGCCUGCCGCCUGGAGUGCGCCUGUCACAACAACGGUACCUGUGAGCCCACCACGGGCGCCUGCCGCUGCAGCCCGGGCUUCUAUGGCCCGGCCUGCGAGCACCCCUGUCCCCCCGGCUUCCACGGCCUGGGCUGCGAGCGGGCCUGUGAGUGCCAGCGGGGAGCCUCCUGCGACCCCGUCAGUGGCCAGUGCCUCUGUCCCGCGGGCCUCCAAGGACAGCUCUGCGCGGACGGGUGCGAGCCAGGCUCCUUCGGGGAGGGCUGCCGCCAGCACUGUGACUGCGGUGAGGGGGUGCCCUGCGACCCCACCAGCGGCCUCUGCCUCUGCCCGCCGGGGCGCACGGGAGCCACGUGUGACCUGAUUUGCAGAGGGAACCACUUCGGGCCCAGCUGUGCCCUGCGCUGUGACUGCCAGGGUGGAGCUGACUGCGACCCCGUGAGUGGGCAGUGCCACUGCGUGGACGGCUACAUGGGGCCCACGUGCCAGGAAGCUCCCGUGGGGUGGGAGGACAGAGGAGGACAGAGGAGGACGGGCUCAGAGGCUGUGCCGGCCUGUCUAGGCGGAUGUGAGCUGGACGUGUGGGCCGCCCCAGGUCCCCAUGCCCUUGUCCCCAGCCCAGGACACAGGGACUCACCCAGCCUCCAACAGCACAGCGCCCCAGCUCAGCAGGAGGGAAACCAAGCACUAGCUCAGGAGCCCCCUGGCACGAUGCCCUGCCACCAGGUGCCACCGAGGGACCCAGGCCUGUGGUGACAGCUGAGGACAUGUGAACCAGGACCCCAGGCCCGGUCCUCUCUGGAACGAUGUGGACAGCUGCAUGGCCUCUUGGGCUGCCAGGGCCCGCUGCUGGGAGGAACCUUGGGAGUGGACAGGCCUGGGCGGCACUGCCCACACUGGGUGCCCUCGGGCUGUGCUGAGGAAGCUUGGCUUAGCCCGGCACUGGAUCGGGACUGGAAGGGGCGGUACAGGGUGGGGUGGGGCAGGCUCUCCGGUGCCAGGCCUGGACUGCUGCAGCUGGCCGCCUGUCCAGCUGAAAGUGAGCCUGGCCGUAUUUAUGGGCAGUGCUGCUGCAGCCCAGGUCAGCUGGAAACGGCCCCUCGAGGAAUCCCAGACUCGGGUCAGCCGGGCCCAGAAGCCUGGCCGGCAGCUCAGGAUCUGCGUGAUGCCGUGGGUUAAAGGAGCAGGCAGCUUCCUCGUGGCCGUGUCUGUGCUGUUUUCGUGGACUCUGUGGGUUCCUCCCUGGCCAGUGGGCAGGGGGCCCUUGGACAGGAAUCUACGCUCAACCAGGGAGGCAAGACAGGUGCUCUGGUGGCGCCAGGGUGUCUCCUGGUCUCCAGGCCUGUACGGGGGAAUGCUGAGGCUGCCCAGGCGAGUGACCCGCAGAACACAGCUUCGAUGCCCCAGACCCAGCAGGUGGCCGGUGCUGGGGCCUGUGGGUGUGAAGCAGGGCCCGGAGGGAGGGGCCAGGGUGGUGUGGGGCAGCCUGGGCAGAGGGCGAGCUCCCCCACCCAGCCCCAGCCAGCCUCAAUGCGGGAGGGGUCAUGGGAGGCCACGGAGCAUGGCGUUUAUCGAAUGGGCGCGUCUCUGACUGGUGGGUCGGCUGGUGGAGAGUGUGGACCCCGACAGUGGCAGGGGACACUGCCCUGAGACUCUGCCUCCACCCGCCACCUGCACAAGGUACCGCUGGGGUCUGGGCUGUGGUCCUUCAUCCCCUCCAAUGCCCGCCAAGGUGGCUGAUGCCCCAGGGGCACAGGAUCCUGCAGGGCCAAGGGAGGAGGGUUCCAGCAAGGUUCCAGUCACCCUGAACAGACACAGGGUGCCUGCAGCAGCGGGAGCCAAGUCGGCAGACCCCUGCACUGAGCCUUCCGAGGAAGCGGGGCCAGGGAUGACUGAGUGAUAAUGUGAUGCAGGAGCAAGGCGCCUGGGACCCCAGAGUGCAAAGGGCCGACCUGUGGGUGAGCUGAGCCGCCGGGAGCUGGGACUGCCGGCUCAGGACACCCUCCUGGGAGCCGAGCGGGGCUUACAGAGGGCCACAGAGAAAGGCUAAUGGGAGUGGCCGAGGAAAGGUCAGAGUCCACCUACGUGAGCUCUACGCCAGUCCAGUCGAGACACCACCGGUGGAAAGCACUCAGCGGGGUCUCAGCUCCAAGGGCAGAGAAAAACAAAACUACUGAGGCUGACAUUCAGAGCAGGCAGUCCUCAUUAAGGACAGCUCCAGUCCGGUGACCAGGUCGUUAAAUGAAUUGGUCACUAACUGAGGAGUUAUUUAUAGUGUGUAUAUUACAAUAUUCAGAACCAAAACAUGGUCAAAGGAAGCUCCAGCCUGAUGACUUCACUGUUGUUCGCCAUAACUCGUACAUGCAGCACUGUAAUGCAUGACAGAAAAAGAACUCCAGCACUGUACUGUGUGGGAGUCAGCAAAAAUUACAGUACUGUAUGCACAAGGCGUGCUAUACUCAAAACGACAUGGAGGCUCUGUAAACACAACGUACAGACUGUACCAAAAAGACAGUUGUGAGUCUGAGCAGUCAUUAAACAGGUAGGUUGUUUAAUGAGGAAUAUCUGCAAUGUCGAGGGCAGAGAGGAAUUCUGAAAUGCCCGGAGGAGUAAGGAAGGGGGUCAGAUGGAUGGGAGACUUUAUUUUUGUUUUGUUUUUUUGUUUUUUUGAGAUAGGGUCUGUCUACGUAACCCAGGCCAGCCUUGAACUUGUAGUGAGCCUCCUGUCUCAGCCUCCCAAGUGCUAGGAUUUUCAGGCAUGCACCACCAUGCCUGGCUGAUGGGAGACUUUAGAGAGAGCCAGAAAAUGAUGCUUUGGCCUCAAGAUGCCCAAGAAUUUUUUUUUUUUUUUUUGCCAAGAAUUUUGAAACCUGAAUUUUAUGCCCAGCUCAACUGUCAUGAUGCGUAUACAUAUCAAUGCAUGAUCCCGGGUCUCUCUGCCAGCCGUGGCCUGGUCUGAAAUUCUCCUGGGGAAUGUUCCUCAGCAAGAGGAGUGAGGGGCCUGGAGUGGAGGGAGCUGAGACAUUAUUCACUACAUUUCCCAUGCGCCUUAAUAAUUAAGAAAAGCAAAACCUUCCUAUUAAUCUACAAAGGCAUCCCUGGACCACGCUGCGAGGGUGGGGGUGGGGCAGGUGAGGGUGGAAGUCACUGGUCCUGGGGUGAAAGACACCAGUGUCCAGGGGAGCUGAGGCGGGCGGCAGGGUGGGACCUGGGGGUCUGGGCCUGUCCACCGAGGGGAGGAAGUCAGCUGUAAAGCAUGCAGAGAAACAGGCUAAGAACUAACAUGAGUGGUUACGGGGAGGAUCCGCCACAGCCCUACAUCGAAUUAGAACCAGAGUAGUGAAGACCCAACUAAAGGGUAGAAAGAGCCAUGGAAAGCAGAGUUGAGGAAGCAGCUCCCCUACUGCACGGUGGGUGAAUGCAUCGUGACUGUUGCGAAGCACAUUCACACACAUACCUGACUCCCAGCACUCUAGGUAUAGCAGGAAGAAAUAAAUACAUUAUAGCUCUUUACAAAACCAACAGGUUGAGUAAGCAAUACCAGUAACAAUUUGAAUAAACUUAAGUACACAUA
Heterocephalus glaber (naked mole-rat) is the source of this 7712-nucleotide messenger RNA. Lineage: Eukaryota; Metazoa; Chordata; Mammalia; Rodentia; Bathyergidae. The record is from RefSeq and is a predicted model, not a curated record.